AUGCCGUCAUCUACGACGAUUGGUACCAUUCUUGUGGUUGUGGUUGUAGGUACCGUCUGUGGUCUCGCGGGCCUCUAUUACUGGGGGAACCGAGGAAAGGGAUGGUCCGGUCCUAGCAAGCACACUUCACGUCGUUCUGGUAGAUCUCACCCCUUAGUUCCUCCGCUUAUAAUCCCCCCAUAUUGCAAUGGAACACUUUGGGCCCGAGCUAGCAAUAUUCCGCCCGAAGUGCCUUCACCAGCUGUACGCAAGACUAGCGGAAGACAAACGACCCUGCUAGAAGAUCGACAGCUACCACAGUCAUCUCAACAUGAUGGUUAUCGCUAUCCGCCUCAGCCUAUCCAGCCGCCGCUUGUCAAGCCACAGCCUGUCAAACCACAGCAGCCUCCCCAGCCGCAUCCGGUUCAGCCUCAACCUCCCCUUAGAAUCACAAUCCCACCUCCUGUUGCAGGAGGACUUUACGGCUUGAAAGGUGUAUUCCCACAACCGAAACGAGGAGGGAGAAGCCCUUGA
Messenger RNA from Botrytis byssoidea, 513 nucleotides. RefSeq lists its product as uncharacterized. The transcript has a single exon. The record is from RefSeq and is a predicted model, not a curated record. The coding region runs from base 1 to 513 and encodes 170 amino acids. Lineage: Eukaryota; Fungi; Ascomycota; Leotiomycetes; Helotiales; Sclerotiniaceae.